Molecule: messenger RNA, 3519 nt
Organism: Hyla sarda
Lineage: Eukaryota; Metazoa; Chordata; Amphibia; Anura; Hylidae
Product: O-acyltransferase like protein-like
Exons: 16
Coding region: 125-2023 (632 amino acids)
Molecular function (GO): acyltransferase activity, transferring groups other than amino-acyl groups
Source: RefSeq, a predicted model, not a curated record
UUGGAAAUUAGUAGGACUAUAGUAUAGGACUAGCUUGUAACCACGGAGACAGGUAGAACUGCAUAGGAGAAGUAUAUACAAAAAAGCUCCAGCAAAUCUCUCAGCCAAAUGUUUGAAGGAUACCAUGGAUUACUUAUCGGACCUGAACUCUAAGGAGCCAAAAACAUAUGCCAUGCUCAUGUAUGACGCUUUAGGAAAGCAAGGAAGUGGUUUAGUGAACGGGAAUGUGGACCGACUCGGAUCUUAUAGCGAAUGUCUUACAGUUCAAGCUCCUGGGCGGGCAUUCGAAGGCGAAUACUGCAAGAUGCACGUGGAACAGGAAGGAGUAAAAUUUGUCAUUGGGAUAUGUGUUCCAGAUACCUGCAGCAGCGGAGAUAUUACAACUAUGGCUUCCAUGGAUCUCCUGAAAUACAGGGGGACAUCAUUCCUGGAAUCUCUUCCUAGUUUUAUCAUCCAGAAUGACACCAUUCCCGUUGUGGCGGAGACAUUCUGCUCCCGGGGCCUAUUUCCUGCAGACACUUUUGCUAUCAUUUGCCUGUGUCUCGGCGGCUUCUUCAUCGCCUUGCCUAUAAUUGCCUCCAUUUUCACUGCGGUUCUUAACUUCCGAGCCUCAUCAUCAUUUGAGCAGUGCAAGACCAUCAUUCUACAGCGGAAACAACGGGCUCCGGAUAAAGAAAAGCCUGCAGGAAAAUCCAAUUUCCCAUUGGAGGAAGAAUACGGCAAUGAGAAGAAGCACACUUGUAUUGAUCGAGUUAUGAAGAGUUUUGCAAUACAAGAGAAUUUCCCAGCUGUGAUGAACCCCCAGAAUCAGGAGUACCCCAGUCUGAACGGAAUCCGAGUCCUCAGCCUGUUGUGGAUCAUUUCUGGGCAUACCAGUCAGCUGGCUAGCGUCUUCAACAUUGAUAACUCCUUUGAAUGGAAAGCAAGAGUAUUAGAAAAACCCCUGUACUUCUACAUGCUGAGCGGCCCGGUGUACUUGGGUGUGGACUCAUUCUUUUUCCUAAGUGGAUUUCUGGGAGCUAAGUCAUUUCUAAUUUUAACUGAGAAUUCUGGGCAGGAAGUAUCUUUGGCCAUGAUGAUGAACUAUGUCUUCAGAAGGAUAAAGAGGAUACAACCUCUCCACCUGGCUUUCAUUCCUAUAUCUAUUGGACUGAUCUCAUUGGUGAAAUGGGGUGCCUUUUGGGAGUUGCCCAAGCAUCAGUGGGACAGUUGCAGGCGGGUGUGGUGGGCAAACGUCCUGCUAAUCACCAACUUUGUGUCAGUUUCAGAUUCUUGCACCGGAUGGGCCUGGUAUCUCUCCACUGAUUUCCAAUUCCAUCUUACGACCCCACUUAUAAUCUUCCUCUACGUCAGGGCGAAACGCAUCAUGUUCGUAGUGGCGGCCAUAGCCCUCGCUGCCUGCAUCAUUACCCCAACUUUGCUUUCGUACUUUUUAAAACUUUCAAUCCGUUACCCAAGAGGUGAAAGCCAAUCUCGGAUGAAUUAUUGGGUGGAAUAUUACACAAAACCCUAUUGCCGAUAUGGACCUUUUUUGGUCGGAAUGAUUCUUGCAAUUAUGUUUGCCAAGAAGCAAUGUCCUUACAUUACAAACAGGGCACAGGCUGUCUUGGGAUGGGUGUGUGCCCUGGUCAUCAUGGUCGUAGUCAUUACACUUGCCUUUGUUUUGGAUGACACUCCUAGUUCUUACUCCAUCAUGGCCGCACUUUACCAAGGACUUCAUCGCACUUUAUGGGCUGUGGCUCUUGGUUUGAUCUUUGUUCUAUGCUGUGAAGGAUAUGGAGGUUUCUUAAAUACAAUGCUGUCUUGUGGUGCAUGGAGCUUCCUAUCUAAGACAAGCUAUGCCGGUUAUCUGGCGCAUCCCUUCAUCAUAAUCACGUACUGUGGCCUGCAGGAGACGCUCUUUCACUAUCAGGAUAUUAACAUGUUGUACCUCUUCAUUGGACACUCCGUGUUGACGUUCAUCGUUGGUCUACUUUUAACAGUUUUGGUUGAAAGGCCAUUCCAAAGGUUGAUGCGCCUUUAGCUCAAUGGAAAAACGUUCACACUACAACACAGAGAAGCAUUGUAAUGGACUACAGUAGACAUUAUAAAUUUUAGGAAUACAACUUAAAAUAAGGAAACAAUACAUUUGACAGGCACAACCAACAACCUCUACCCAAGUAUCGGCUACUCUACUAAUGUAUCACUAUUGAUGAGAUCUUAUGAGGAACCUCAGGUAUCAGGUCAACAAUAUGCAACUGGUUCCAAAAGAAAAACAAGACUAUGUUAUGAACCCAGCGGACCUUAAACUUUUCUUGUUUGCCUAGAAUCUUCUUCAACACUGAUAGAACUUCUGACUGAAAACUAUUCAUGACUUUUGGGACUCUUGGAUUCACUCAAGAUCAGCAGCAAUGUGGCUCAGCAUCUAUUACUGGGGGGAAGAGCAACAUCUACAUGGAGUUUCUACUGUGUUUCGAUGGGUUUCCUUCAGGUCCUUGCACCCUCCAAGACAACAGACUAAUUGGUUAAAGGAGAAUUCCAUUAUCUAUGAUAGUACCGGAGAUACCCGAGUAUAACACUCGAAAUCUCCAGUGCUACCAUAGACAGUACAUGGAGUGCUGGAAUGGAAUAAGUAAAAAAAAAACAUGGAAUGGUGGUGGGCCUUGGUUGGGAACCACUGGUUUACAGUAUCCAGAUGAUCCUCAGCCAAAAGAUAGCUAAGGUUUGACCCAAUAGCCUUGUAUAAAUAUAUGUGGGAUCAAUACUGAGAUCUCAGACAUGACCAGGACAGGAGGCUAAAGGAACGUUUCUACUCCAACCUAGAAAGAAAUUCUUACACAUAUGUGUAUGGCCAGAUUUAAAUACAAUUUUUAGAAGUUGCCCAAAAUUGCUACGCGAGUCAUAUACAGCACUAUUUUUUGGGCAAGAGAUACUUUUUACUGUAUCUGCUUCUUUAGGAUGCAUACACAGUUAAAAAAGAUGAACAGACCAUAGAGCCCAAUCAUUGUUGAAUCUUCACAGCUAAGAACUUCAGUGUCGUGACGCAGGCUGCGUGUCAUUGUAUCGCACCGCCCGCACCAGGCCUUGUCCUGAAGAGGACUCAGUGGCUUGGUGUGAGAACAGUAGGCAGUGGUGUUUUUUUUCUAGUUAUAUUUCUCACUUAUUUAGUCAGAAAAUUCGAAAGUUUGAUGAAGCAAAGGAGUUCUUAUUGUUGUUUGGAGGGUACAAAAUGGGUCUAACUGCAGGGGGUAUAAGGAAGAAAAGUCAAGCGUUCUCGGUAAAAACAUCUUAGAAACAGGGAGGUAUAUACAGCUCAAACAAGGCAGGAGAAAGCAUGGCACAUUUUGGAGAGGGUUAUACCUUAGUCAUAAGCAUUGAUGCUUAUGACUAAGGGGUAGCACCCCUGAAACAUGCCAAGAUUUCUCAGGGAACACUGGACUUUGCUUCCUUCCUCUGUAUUGGCUCUGUACCUGUGUAUUAUUCAGGCGCUUCCAGUGAGAUCUCCAAGUGGCAAUCUUUGUUAACUACAAGGGGUUGGGG